AAUCCCCCCCCCCCCAAAACACACAAUAGCCUGUCAAAAAUGUUGAAGUCCUUUCUCUCUCCUCUUUUCGUGUUUCCUACGUUUUUGGUAUUGGGACUCUCUCUCUCUCUUUCUUCUUUUGAACCCAUAAGAUUCGACCUUUUGCUAUUGGGGUUUCUCGAUUCAUUUGAUCACUGCUUUUCUAGACCAUCUCUCUCUCUCUCUCUCUCUCUCUCUCUCUCUAUAGUAUGAAUUAGAAACAACUAAGGCAAACCCAUAUACUCUUUUUGCCUUCUCUUUCAUCAUUGAAUCCCUACUUUUCCAUACCAACGUUGUUCAAGUAUCGCACUCAUCUUCUCUCUCUCACCAAAUCUCCAUGUACGCACUUUCUUUAUAUUCUCAUCCUUUCUUUCUAAUAUCAACUUCAUUUGCAUACACAACUCACUCACUCUCUCUCAUCAGCCAUCUUUCUCUCUCUUCCUGUGAAUUCCUUUUAAGACCAGAAUUGUUAAGACAUGGUUCCCAUGUUUUCUCUCACAUUCAAUGGCCAUGCACCCACUUUUCUCUCUCCUUAAAAUCAUAUAAUACCACAGUAUCGGAUACCCACCAUUUGUUCGACAAAAAAACUGAACCAGAUCAAGUUUUGCUAUCUUUUUUCCAAAACAACAGUUUUGGAAUCAAACACACCAAAUACACGCUUUGCACUGUUCUCAAUUCAUGCUCGAAGCUGCUUAAUCUCCCUCUAGGCCUGCAACUCCACACUCAAAUCGUAAAAUUGGGUCACAAAGAAAACCUCUUCUUGUCCAGUGCCCUUCUUGACUUGUACUCGAAAUGUGGAUUCAUGGCUAUGGCAGAAUCAGUUUUCUAUACAAUGAAAGAACAUGACGAGGUCUCGUGGACUUCGAUAAUUGCAGGGUGCUCACAAAAUGGCCGUGGCCAAGAAGCUCUCGAGCUUUUCAUUGAGAUGGUAAAGGAAGAUAUAAAGCCCAAUAGCUUCACUUUUGCUAGUGUUAUCAAUGCUUGUACAGGUUUAUCCGCUCUUGAUCAAGGUACACAAAUACAUGUCCAUGUAAUCAAAAUUGGGAUAGAAAGCAACAACUUUAUAGCCGCCUCUCUCAUUGAUAUGUAUGCUAAAUUUGGCGACAUGGGUCGAGCUAAAAUAUUGUUUGAAACCUCCAUUCAAAGUGAUAUUGUCAUGUACACUUCCAUGAUCACUGGUUAUUCUCAAAAUUUACAGUGUCAAGAAGCUCUGAAACUCUUUCUAGAUAUGCAAAAUGAAGGAAUGGGUUGCUCCAAAUUCACAUUCGCUAGCCUUUUGAACUCUUGUGGGAGCUUGGCAGCCAUGGAACAGGGGAUACAGAUCCAUUCUCUGAUAAUUAAGAACGGUUUUGAUUCAAAUGUUUUUGUAGCCACCUCUCUCAAUGAUAUGUAUGCUAAAUGUGGGUGCAUAGAUGAAGCUCGAAAGGCUUUCGAUGAUUCUAGGGAGAGAAACAGUUUCCUUUGGAGUGCCAUGAUCAUGGGUUAUGCUCAAAAUGGACAUGGGACCGAAGGGUUGAAGCUUUUCGAGGAAAUGGUCGGUAGAGGCUUCAAACCAGACCAUGUUUGCUUCAUUGGUGUCUUAACAGCUUGUAAUCAUGGUGGGUUCUUAGACAAAGGGGAGUACUAUUUCAAUUCAAUGAAAGAUAAAUAUGGGUUGGCUCCAAAGCUUGAUCACUAUGCUUGCAUGGUUGAUCUCUAUGGUAGGACUGGUCAUCUAAAGAUGGCCAAUGACUUGAUAGAUGAGAUGCCACUAAAGCCCAAUUCAGUUAUGUUGAGCUCACUGUUAGGUGCUUGUAAGGUUCAUGGAGAUGUAGAGCUUGGAAAACAAGUUGCAGAUAAGCUUUUUGAGAUGGAACCAAAUAGUUUAGCAGCUCAUGUCACACUUGUUGGUAUUUAUGCAAAGGCUGGUUUGUGGGAGGAGGUGGCAAAGGUUAGGAGGUUGAUGAGAGAGAGUGGGGUGAGGAGGAGGACAGGGUGCAGUUGGAUUGAAGUUGGGAAGAGAAUGCAUGCUUUUGUUGCCAAUGAUAGGGCACACCCUUUCUCACUAGAGAUCUAUGAGGUUUUGGAUUACUUGUCAUUGGAUAUGAGAGAGGCCAUGCACAAUGUAAUUUAAUUAUGGAUGCCAUAGAAGCACAUAUUCACAGAACUUACUUAAGAAUAAGGGUGAGAAUGGGGUGGGUGGCUCGGCCUGGCCUGGCCUGGCCUAGUCAGCCUGACCCUAAAAGAUAAUGGCCUAGUAGGGCUACUACGACCCUGGGUUCUGUCGGACCUGCCCAGAUCUAUUGUUCUUCGCAUAUUUUUAUUUUUAUUUUUUUUCAAUAGGCCUAACCAUCAUGACUAGGGCUGGGCUUGGGCCAAGGCCCCUUUGGCCAUGUUAGGGUCAGGCCAUGCCUGGGCCUGGCCUAUGGGUAUCAAGGCCGAGCCUAGGCCAUGGCAAUCUGGCCCGAUGCCAGUCGUACUUGGGAAGAUUUUUUUAAGGAAAAGUUUAUAUGUA
This is a messenger RNA of Amborella trichopoda, 2512 nucleotides long. NCBI's taxonomy places the organism in Eukaryota, Viridiplantae, Streptophyta, Magnoliopsida, Amborellales, Amborellaceae. The record is from RefSeq and is a predicted model, not a curated record.